AUGAAAUCGCAUUUUCUAUUAACAUUAUCAUCGACUAGUGAUAUUUAUCACAUGUUUUGUGAUGAAUUUCGCAAAGUCCAUAUAAUUUUAUAUAUACAUUUUGUCAUGGGUGGAGCGGGCGUCGAAAUUGCAAUUAAUUGAUCAAACUCUGCCUAUGCAUUUUUUGUUUAAUUGUUUUGGCUAAGAAAGCAAACUUAAUUUCUUGUUCUUAUAAUGUAAACGCGUGCAGACCGUUUCAGUUUGUAACAGGUGCUCGACAAGGAUCAUGCUUUUGGCUUUUUGUUGUCAGGACAUAGGAUGGACUUUUGCACUUGGGACAAAUGCUAUAAAAGAUAUUUGAUCAAAGAAGAAUAUUUCAGUUGGAUAACGGAUUAAGCUUGCUUGGAUUAUAUCAUGCUUGGAGUGAUAUUAUGCUUGGAGUGACUAUUUAAACCAGUCAGGGUGAUCUUACUCUUCGAUGUGCAACUUGCUUGCAAGAAAAAGUGCUGGUGAUUGAUGCAUGAACGCACUCUACGUAACUACUUAAUCCCCUUUUUUGGAUACUCACACAUAUGUGGAGAAGACUGUUUGCUGUAUUUCUUAAUUUUCACUCUGAUAGGUCUUCGUUAUAUGUCCGUUUUAAUGGCUAGAAGUGACCGGGGAGACUUGCUGUGCAGGCGGAACAGUAAACUCGAGUCUUUCCUCAAGAGGAGCACCGAGCGCCGCUUCUACGAGCGGAUCCGCGCCUACGAGCCGUGCAUCGUCAUUUCGCCGAAAAUCAGCAAGGUGUUUAUGCACGCGGUGCUGAACGACGAGUCGGUCUACCUGGCCGAAUUUCUACCUCGCACGCUCCAGCUUGCGGUCUGUUUCAGGCACGUCAUUGACAUCAGUUUGGUCAACGAUCUACCGGAUUUUCUCACUGGCCGCGAGCGUGAACACUCACAGCAUAUCCGUGUCGUCUACACCUCUGCAAAGCAUCCUGGGAAAGGAGAUGCAGGGCACCGGGGAGGCAUCGGCAGGGCGGCUCCACGUGCUUCUCUUUUACUCCAGAAACACCAGUCCAUCUCUCCUCAUGCUGGGGUCAGUAGCGUCCUGCCCUCUAUGUGCUCUGCUUCUCCGGGGACCGCCAUCUGGAAGCAUGCCCCCUUGUCCACCAGGGUGGAGGUAGAGGAGCAGACGCCGAAGCCUACGUCCUCGCCUCCACUGGCUCACGGUUCCUUGGCACCCAGCAUCCUGGACUCCGCUGAGACGCCGACCCACUCAGGCAGGGGUAGCCCAGACAGAAGGGCCUCGAUCCUGGGCAAGCUGGCCGAGCGGACGAUGGUGCAGGAGGGUGGGGAGAAGGAAGAAUCAGCGAGGUCCGAGCUGCACCUCUAUGCAGUGUCUCCAUCCUCUCGGAUAUACCUGCACCUCCAGACCGCCUGGAACAGCUACGUCAUCAGAUCCACGCUCCUGUUGGACCCUCAGUUCAGAAAGAGAUGCUGCGUUUCCUCUACCCUUCAGAACCGACGGCAGACCAGUUGGGAACGCACCACCCAUCUCUUUGGUCAGCUGAGCAGGGAGCUUCUACAGCAGGACCUCACCAUGGAGAUGCUGUACCUGCUGCUGCAGGAGCUCCACACGGCCGCGCAUCGCAACCACGCCGUCCGCCGCCUCUUUUGGAGGUCAGAAGAGCUUUGCUCAUUCCUAGUGAGGACGCUGGAGGACACACUUCAGAGCUGCUGGAAGACUGUAGGAGGUAGCAGAAAGAUUCCCGUAGAGGACAGGCUACUACUGUCGGCACUGCUGGCCCAGACCUUGGGUUUGAUGUUCCGGGAGACGGAAAUCGAACCAGCACGUCUCAACUUGCUGACUUCUAAAAGGGGUGCACUUACUGAAAGGCUGUUACUGGCGCUGGUCUGUGACCCAGGAAUGGAUCUCCAGGGACCGGCUGCAGACCCAGGGUGGCACUCUCAGCAGGCCAAGGCGAGUGCCCUGCUGGCUGAAUAUCUGGAUGCAGCUUCUGCACUGCUGUUUGAGGUGGUGUUGGUGGCCCAGCAGGCUAGCCAUACCUCAGAUCAUGAGUGCUUCUUAACUGUGGGCUGGGUGCUGAAGACUCUACAGUCUCACCAGUCUGUGAUACCUUUUAUUAGUUACGUGGCACAGCAGUUGGUUCUGGUACUUGCCCGGCCGGUUCUGAGCCCAGCCCAGGCUGUGUUGCUGUACCAGCGGUGCCGGGUACUCCUCGCCUGUUUGCAGUACAGCGUUGAACUGGGAAGCCACAUCAGGACCCAGUACUGGGAGGAAUUCAGGUACUAUGUGAAAGUGUCCCAGCUGGAGGAUAAGCUGCCGUCUCAUUACCGCAUCAGCCAGCCCACAGUCAAGCUGCUCUCCCAGCUCCUGCACCUGGUCCUGCAGUAGCCCUGUGCUGCCCACACAUAUACACACACACACACACAGACACACACAGACGUUGGGGUACCUAUGUAAAUGGGGACCAUCCAUUCAUUUCUAUGGGGAAAAACCCUAAUCCCAAUCACUGCACCCUUAACCUCUACCCAGCCCUAACCUUAACCAUAAGUAACCAACCAAAAUACAAGACUUUUGGCAUUUUUACUUUUUUGACUGCAUUCACAGAGAACAGGUAUUUGGUCCCCACAAUGUAAUAUAAACUUAAUACAGACAGACACACACACACACACACACAAAGGGGUUUAAAAUGCUUAAACAGUGUUGUUCCUGCUGGGCCAUUGUAUUCUAAUGACACUGAAAUAAUUAUUUAUGAGUAGCUGUAAGCCAUUGCAGGACUUGGGAGCUGUGGUCUACCAUAGUUAAUAUUUUCUUCAGUAAACUCGAAGGAACAAAGCUGUGUUCUGGGAGUAUGUUGAUUAGAAAGUGAAUGGUCACUGAAAAUAUGCCGGCACCGGGUCCCGUUUCCACCCGGUUCUGCAGUCCACAGUUCCCCACCUCUGAAUAAGUGUGUUGAAGCCAGUAGCACCAUUGCAACAUACCUAGAAAAAACAGCAGAGAGUUUAAGGUUGGCUUCCGUUUUUGAUGUGUGUGUGACACAUACGUCGGGGGGGGGAGAGUACCGCGGCGGCAUGGUGGUUAGUGCUGUGACAUCGCGCCUUUGGAACCCUUUGUGUGCCCUGUGAUGGGUUGGUGCCCCAUCCUGGGUUGUUUCCUGCCUUGUGCCUAUAGGCUCCAGACCCUCCACAACUCUAACUAGGAUAAGCAGUUUGAGAAAAUGGAUGGAUGGAGGGAGGGAGUAGCAAGUCUCUGCAUCUUGCCCUGCCCGUGGAAAGACAGAUGAGGAUGGAAAAUCCUGAUUGUUUGCCUCUUGACUGGAUUGAACACACUUAGGACUUCUCUUGUUCUAGUUGAUGGGUAGACAUCUAUAUGCAAGCACUUUAUUUGCACUUUAGGGGUCUUUACUAACAAUGACGCCUAUAAAGCACAUCUGCAAUACUUAUAUUGUAGUGAUUAUUCUAGAAAUGACCUCAAGUUAAGCAUGAUCAUCACUGGGUGUCAAGCAGGACGUUUUCCAAUCAAGAUGAACCUACGGAUCACAGCUUUGGGAAUAAUGUAAAUAAGAUGAUUGUUCUUUUUGGUCAUAAAGCAUUUGUCAAACUAGCAAAAUACUGCAGGAAUCGUUUGUAACAAUUCUAAAUGUUUGAAGAAUGAAGAAGAGAAUAACUUGAAGAUCCACAGCAGUAAUGAAAUCCAGUGUAUUGAUUUUUUUAACCCAGUUUCAACUGAUUUCACAGUCUUAAUAGCAUAUAAAUUCUCAACAGAAAUAGAAUAAAUUCAUAUUCCUUGAUUAUUCUGUGUUGCAGUAUUUUUCAUUCUUCACAUUUCCUGCAGCCAAAGGGUCUGACCUUAAAGUGUUGUGGAGUCAAAAAAGCAGUUUAUCCAUCUUUCUUUGCUUGUUUUACUGCGUUUAUUAUU
Brienomyrus brachyistius is the source of this 3906-nucleotide messenger RNA. RefSeq names its product chromosome 3 C12orf56 homolog (gene c3h12orf56). The record is from RefSeq and is a predicted model, not a curated record. The coding region runs from base 496 to 2379 and encodes 627 amino acids. Lineage: Eukaryota; Metazoa; Chordata; Actinopteri; Osteoglossiformes; Mormyridae. The transcript is spliced from 13 exons.